GUGGGACGACUUUGUGAAUCACAGGGCGACUCAGAAACGUUAGCAAGCAGAACAAUCGUGGGCCUUGUCUGGCUGUUGUGAUUUCCCAACACUGAAGCUGGAGUGCUGAACUGGUCAAGGCUGCAUUUGGAGCCAAAUCGUAAAACGUGCUUUAUCAAAACUUUGAUCUGUUAAUAAUGUGGAAUAAUUCUGUGGAAUAAUUGUCCCACUUCACCUCUCCCAUGGAAUGGCUUUUGAAAAACUUGAUUUUCUUCUAAAUUCCACAAAACUGGAGACUUCGUAAGUAAAACAGGACACCUUAACAUUUGAAGAGGAGCUUUUCCUCAAAAAUGGAUCAGCAAGCAAGUGGUGGGGAGGACCCCAAUAAGCACCCAAAAAAGAAAUCAAAUGAGGAUGAUAGUAAGAACAAAAAGCUGAACAUGCAUAUUAAAACAUUGGCUGAUGACAUGCGUGACAGGAUUACAAGCUUUCGAAAACAAGGCGUAAAGAAAGAGAAGCCUUUUAUCCAGCACCCAACAGACCCCAUCUCCACACAUUCUGAACUACCUGUACCUCAGCCUCUUUUUGAUGAGCGAUCAUGGAAUCUCUCUGAAAAAGAGAUUGUUGACUUGUUUGAAAAGAUGAUGGAGGAUAUGAACCUGAAUGAAGACCGUAAAGCCCCUCUGCGUGAAAAGGACCUGAGCACUAAACGAGAGAUGGUUGUCCAGUACAUUUCUGCCACAACUAAAUCUAUAACUGGGAGCAAAGUUGCAGGGGGGCUGAGGAACAGCAAGCAUGAGUGUACAUUAUCAUCACAGGAAUAUGUGCAUGAGCUGCGCUCUGGCAUUACCGAGGAGAAGUUGCUCAACUGCCUUGAGUCUCUGCGUGUGUCUCUAACCAGCAAUCCUGUCAGCUGGGUGAAUAAUUUUGGUCAUGAGGGUCUUGGACUGCUUUUGGAUGUAUUGGAGAAACUUCUUGACAAGAAACAACAAGAGAUCAUUGACAAGAAGAAUCAACAUAAACUCAUCCAGUGCCUCAAAGCCUUCAUGAACAAUAAGUAUGGCCUGCAAAGGAUACUCGGGGAAGAGCGAUGCCUCCUUCUUCUGGCCAAAGCUAUUGAUCCCAAGCAGUCAAAUAUGAUGACGGAGAUUGUGAAGAUCCUGUCUGCAGUCUGUAUUAUUGGAGAAGAAAACAUUCUGGAUAAGAUCCUGGCAGCCAUGACUAUCGCAGCUGAGAGGAAUAACAGAGAGAGAUUCGCUUCAAUAGUAGAGGGUCUGGAGAACCAUGAAGCUCAGCACCUUCAGACAGCUUGUAUGCAACUAAUCAAUGCCCUGGUCACCUCUCCGGAUGAUCUGGACUUCAGAAUCCAUUUGCGGAAUGAGUUUCUGCGCUGUGGCCUGAAAAAGAUCCUGCCAGAGCUGAAGGAAACUGAAGAAUUGGACAUUCAGCUGAAGGUGUUCAAUGAGAAUAAGGAGGAGGAUUCUAUUGAGCUGUCUCACCGGCUGGAUGACAUCCGCACAGAGAUGGAUGAUAUGGAUGAGGUUUACCAUAUUCUUUCCAACAUGGUGAAAGAUACUGGCUCAGAGUCCUAUUUCCUGUCUAUUCUUCAGCACUUGCUGCUUAUCAGGAAUGACUACUAUAUCAGACCACAAUACUACAAGGUGAUCGAAGAGUGUGUGGCUCAGGUGGUUCUUCACCGGAAUGGACUGGACCCCGACUUUGGUUACAGAGAGAGACUAGAUGUAGACUUAACCCAAAUAAUUGAUCAGUGUGUAGAUAAGGCCAAAUUGGAGGAAAGUGAACGGACAGCAGCUGAAUUCUCCAAAAAGUUUGAUGAGGAGUUCAGCGCACGACAGGAGGCACAAGCUGAGCUGCAAAAACAGGAGGAGAAAAUCAAAGAGUUGGAGGAGAAGAUCACUUCUUUACAGAGUCAGGUUGCAGCUGGAGGCACUCAAAGAGUUCUCUCACCAAAAGGUGUUGAAUGUCCACCACCACCUCCUCCUCCUCCUCCUCCACCACCACCAGGAGCACCCCUUCCACCUCCUCCUCCUCCCCUUCCAGCAGGUAUGGGACCACCUCCACCACCACCACCACCACCUGGUUUUGGUCCACCCCCUCCACCCCCUCUUCCUGGAGGGGUUCUUGCACCUCCUCCGCCAGGUUUCCCUCCAGUACCAACUGUUCAAAAGCUACCUUAUGGUCUACAGCCCAAGAAGACCUAUAAACCUGACGCAGCCAUGAAGAGGGUCAACUGGUCCAAGAUAGUGCCUCAGGAGAUGGCAGAGAAUUGCUUUUGGAUCAAAGUCAAGGAGGAGAAAUUUGAGAACCCAGACCUAUUUGCCCAACUCUCGUUUACUUUUUCAUCCAAGUCCAGAGUGAAAAAGGAUGUGGAGGAAACGGACAGCAGAAUGACACAAUUUAAGAAAAAAGCAAAAGAGUUGCGAAUCCUGGAUGCCAAAACAGCACAAAAUCUGUCCAUUUUCCUUGGAUCAUUCCGAAUGCCUUAUGAUGAGAUCCGGGAUGCUGUCCUGGAAGUUGAUGAGGAGAAGCUGAAUGAGGCAUUAAUCCAGAGCCUGAUCAAUAAUCUCCCUGAACAGAAGGAGCUGAGCUCUCUGGCUGAGCUGAAGAGUGAGUACGAGGAGCUGUGCGAGUCAGAGCAGUUUGGCAUUGUGAUGAGCUCAGUGAAGCUAUUGCGCCCUCGUCUGAAUGCAAUCCUAUUCAAGCUGACAUUUGAGGAACAAAUAAACAACAUCCGUCCCGACAUCAUGAAUGUUACUUUUGCAUGUGAAGAAGUGAAGAAGAGUGAAGGCUUCACCAAGCUUCUGGAAUUGGUACUGCUUGUGGGAAACUACAUGAAUACCGGCUCCAGAAAUGCCCAAACUUUUGGGUUUAACAUCAACUUCCUCUGCAAGCUACGGGACACAAAAUCAACAGACCAGAAUACAACGCUUAUGCAUUUCUUGGCUGAGAAGUGUGCGGAAAUGUAUCCAGAGAUCCUGAAGUUCCCUGAUGAGCUGGAGCAUGUGGAGAAUGCCAGCAAAGUGUCUGCUCAGAUCCUCAAAGCCAGUUUGGACUCAAUGGAGCGUCAGAUCCAGAGGCUAGAGAAUGACAUCCAGAACUUCCCCAAGACAGAUGACAAACAGGAUAAGUUUGUGGAAAAAAUGUCAGGUUUUUCAAAAUAUUCACGAGAGCAGUAUGAAAAGCUGUCCACCAUGCACAAGAACAUGCAGAAGCUCUACGAGAGCCUGGGAAGCUACUUUGCCUUUGACCCACACUCCAUUAGCAUUGAGGACUUUUUUGGCGACCUGGCUAACUUCCGCAGCCACUUCAUGGAGGCUGUGAAGGAGAACCACAAGAAGAGGGAGAUGGAGGAGAAGAUCAAGCGGGCCAAGCUGGCAAAGGAGAAAGCUGAGCGGGAAAAGCAGGAACGGCAGCUGAAGAAGAAGCAACUGAUUGACAUGAACAAAGAUGGAGAUGAGACAGGUGUGAUGGACAGCCUGAUGGAGGCUCUGCAGUCUGGUGCAGCCUUCCGUGACCGCAGGAAAAGAACCCCACGCACUGACAACCGUCGCACUGGUUUGGAAAGAUCACGCUCACGGCACAACACAAACACUAUGGGCCGAUGAUCACAGUCCGUCUGUGCAUGUUAGCCAAGUGACAAAGACCCAGGAGUGGGUUGACAGUGGAGGCAAAAAGAUGGAUAGUGGAGAUUUAUGUGUGCCUUCCAGCAUGGCAGGAUCCUCACAACACAUACACACAAAAACAAAAACCAAUCCUCAAAACUGAUUCACAGGACAAACAGCUUCACAGGAUUGUUACUAUUACACUUUUGUAACCUGUGUAUUCCUUUCAUUUUCUGAUUGUGUUAAAAACUUAACAUAUCUGAUCCAUAACAAAUUAUUUUAAAUGUCCUUCAAAUCUGUUUUUAUCAUUUUCAUGAUUGCCAUGGGUUUGCCUUCAUCUUUAUGCUUCCCAUAAUUUGAGUAGUUUCCUAUUGUGUGUUUGGAUGUUUGCGUAGGUUUGAGUGGUUGAUCGCUGUUGUGUUUUUUGUUAUUUUGACUACUACACAUAAAAUUGUAGUUGAUAAAAUGUUGAUAAAAUAAUCUUACACAAAGGUGUGCAUGGUGGGACAGGACUAGAUGUAUACAACCCCAAUUCCAAAAAAGUUGGGGCACUGUGUAAACUGAAAAUAAAAAAGAAGCCAAUCAUUUGCAAAUCAUGGAAACCUUAUAUUUCAUUGAAAAUAGUACAAAGACAACAUAUCAAAUGAUGAAACUGAGAAAUUGUAUUGUUUUUUGAAAAAAAAAACAUUGUACUAUUUUCAAUGAAUUAUAGGGUUUCCAUGAUUUGCAAAAUAUCACAUUCUGUUUUUAUUUACAGUUUACACAGCGUCCCAGCUUUUUUGGAAUUGGGGUUUUGUGUGAUUGAUAUAUAAAAUGGCAUUUUAUUUUUGCAUCAUUUAAUAUACGUGAUAUGAGAUUUGUCUUAGAAAUGUGUGCAGAACAUUUGCGUGUCGUCCCCCCCCCCCCCCUCCCCCGGCCCUCCUGCCAGCUCCAGCAGUUAAUUUUUUUAACUACCUGUGAUAUUUCUAAUUAACUUUCUUGGUUCUUUAUCCUCAAAACAUGAAGGAACUUAAAACACAGCAACUCUGACCAGGAUAAAGCAUUUAUUGUCGAUGCACGAAUGAGUGCAGUAAACUGUAUGAGUGCUGUGCCACAUCCUAUAUGUACCCAUGUUAAUCAGUUUUUAACAGCAGUGGUUAGUCACAUCUGACCACCCACUCCUCUUCCAUGCAUAAUUGUAAGCACUUUCAUGAGCUUAUUACUGGGUCUCACAGGAUCCCUGGUCCCGAUGCACAUUUUUAAUUUGUCUAGCUAAUAACACUUUUUUUUUUUUCCUUCAUAUGAAGCUGGAGUAGCAUAAAAUAUGAAAGUGCUAUAUCUAAACACUGUAAGCAUAUCCUUUAAGCAUGUCCCAUGUCCGAGUUUAGUAAGAAGAUAAUUUGUGAGAACUAUUGUGUUAGUAUACCUCAAGGUGAAUAAGUUUUGCAAGACAAUAUGUGUGCGCACAUAUACAAAUAUAUAAAUCUACAUUGUCUUGCAAGUGUUCAUCUCUCUUGGUGUUUGUCCUGUUUUGUCGCAUUACAAUUAUCUUUUUUUUUUAAUUGUGACAGAAACAAUAAUUAAGAUGAAAAAACAGAAAUCUGGAAUGUGCAUAGGUAUUCACCCCUAAAGUCAAGACUUUGUAGAGCCAUCUUUUGCUGCAAUUACAGCUGCAAGUAUCUUGGGGUAUGUCUCUAUUAGCUUAGCACAUCUAGCCACUGGGAUUUUUGCCCAUUCCUCAAGGCAAAACUGCUGCAACUCCUUCAAGUUAGAUGGGUUGCAUUGGUGUACAGCAAUCUUCAAAUAAUCCCACAGAUUCUUAAUUGGAUUAAGGUCUGGGCUUUGACUGGACCAUUCCAAGACAUUUAAAUGUUUUCCUUUAAACCACUCCAGUGUAGCUUUAGCAGUAUGUUUAGGGUCAUUUUCCUGCUAGAAUGUGAACCUUCAUCCCAGUCUCAAACCUCUGGCUGACUCAAACAGGUUUUCCUCCAGAAUUGCCCUGUAUUUAGUGCCAUCCAGCUUUUCUUUAAUCCUUACCAGCCUUCCUGCCCCUGCAAAUGAAAAACAUCCCUAAAGCAUGAUGCUGCUACCACCGUGCUUCCCUGUAGGAAUGGUGUUCUCAGGGUGAUGGGAAGUGUUGGGUUUACACCACACAUUGCGUUUCCCAUGAUGGCCAAAAAGUUCAAUUUUAGUCUCAUCUGGCCAGAGAAUCUUCUAUGUGUUUGGGGAGUCUGAAACAUGCUGUUGGGCAAACUCCAAAUGUGCUUUCUGAUUUUUUUCUUGUUUUCUGGCCACUCUUCCAUAAAGCCUCGCUCUGUAGAGUGUAUGGCAAACUGGUCCUAUGGACAGAUACUCCCAUCUCUGCUGUGGAUCUUUUCAGCUCCUUCAAUGUUAUCUUUAGAGUCUUUGUUGUAUCUCUGAUUAAUGCCCUCCUUGCCUGGUCUGUGAGUUUUGAUGGGCAGCCUUCUAUUGUCAGGUUUGUAGUGGUGCCAUGUUCUUUCCAUUUUGGUAUAAUGGAUUUAAUGGUGCUCUGUGGGAUAUUCAAAAUUUGGGAUUUUUUUUUAUAACCCAACCCUGAUCUAUACUUCUCCACAACUUUGUCUCUGACCUGUUUGGAGUGCUCAUUGGUUUUCAUGUUGCUUGCUUCUGUCAGGUACAUGAGGGAGGCGGAUGUAAGUUCAGAGUUUUCAUUUUAAUGAAAAGAGUGCAGUUAUAUACAAAGUGCAGAACUAUACAGACAUAUACAUGUAGGCAAACAAUCUAAAAAUGGCAGGCUAGAUCAGAAACGUGAAAACAGGCAAAAGGGUUGGGUGAGGCGCAAACAGGAUAUCAGAGGCAAAUCUGGAACAGGAAUGAGUAACAGGCACAAGAAUCGAAAAGCAGGAAAUCAAGAACAUGGGUAGAAAGGCUCAGUAAUGCGUACUUGCGUAUCAUAGUACUUCACGAUGCAAAUGCAUUGGCACAGUCCUUAAAGAGGCAAACACAUAGUUCCUUAAUUGAGCUCAGGUGUGCCUUGUUCACGGCGCAUGCGCAACCCGGGGUGCGCUUUCAGGUGCACGCACCACAGCGCACAGGAUUGACAGAACCCCCUCCCAAACAGCUCCCGCUGUGAGCGAAAAUCCAUCAUACUUGGCCCCAGUGGGGGCUCAGGACACAACUUGGGUUCUUGGCUGGGAGUGGGCUUUAGCUUGGGACUUGACUUGGGCUCUGGGACGGAAUCCUGCUCAGACUCCAGACUUGACCUGGGUAUUGGACUUGGCUCGGAUCUAGAACCGAAGGUGGACUCAAGCUCUGGGUUGGAUUUGAGCUCUGGCAAUGACUUGAGCUAUGGGCUGGACUCUGGCUCCAGCUCAGGAGAUGACUCAGGCUUAUGCUCUGGAUCUGGCUUGGGCUUGGGGCUAGACUCGAGCUCAGGAUGUGACUCAGGCCGGAGUUCUGGAACUGGCUUGGACACAGGGCUGGAAGUGAGCUCAGGAGAUGACUCAGGCUGGAGUUCUGGAACUGGCUUGGACACAGGGCUGGAAGUGAGCUUCGACUCAGGCUCCAGGCUGUAUUUGGGUUCAGUAGAGGACUUGAGCUCUGGACUAUACUUGGGCUGUGGACUUGACUUGGACACAGGAUUUGGCUUUAGUUCGAAUGCCAGACUUGGCUUAGACUCAGAACUGGACUCAGACAUGGGCUCGAGCUCUGUAAGCAUGUUGCUAAGGUCCUGGUUAGGACCUGGCAGUGGGACGAUGACGUCUUCAUAGUCGGCUGAGGCAGCGGUCAUUCCGAUGUCCUCCGACACAGGUUCAGGAGCAGGCUCAGGUUCUGGCACUGGCCUUAACUCUGGUAUCGGCACUGAAGCUAAUGGAGGUGCCAACUCUGGCGUCAGUUCUGAUGCACUGGCUCUGGAGUAGGCACUGACAUUGGAUCUGAUUUAGGCUCUGGCACUGGCAUAGGCUCUGGAGUAGACACUGGCACAGGCUCUGAUGCUGGCACUGAAGCUAACUCCAAUACUGGCACUGGUUCUGACUCCGGCACUAGAGCAGGCAUUGGCGCUGGCACAGGAACAGACGCUGGCACUGGCACAGGAACAGAUGCUGGUGCUGGCUCUGACAAUGGUUCAGGCAUUAAUUCAAGUACUGGUUCUGGCUGAGAAACAACUGUCUCUCCUGAGCUAGCCUCUGAGAUAGGCUCAGGAACAACAUUCUCCUUUGCUUUCUCUACAUCGGCCACUGGAGGGAGCACUGGAGCGACGGCCUCCUCCACUGCGUCGGCCAUCAGAAUGAUUGCCCCUCCCCAGAAAUUUUCAUGGGAUUCCUCCUUUCCCACUGAUUCAAAAAUUAACUUGAGCAUGGCAAAAAAAGUCUGUGAGCUUUGAAGGCAUGGGUGCUCGACUCUGAUCAGGUUAUCCACCCAUCUGCAUGCUCGUCCAGAAAUAAACGUUAGGAUGAAGCUUACCCAGAUAGGUUCGGAUGGCUUGGGCUCUUGGAAGUCAUCAUAGAGGACGCCACACUGGAUGCGGAAUCCACACGGGUGAUACUCUCCAUUGUAGGAGUGUAAGCACCGGUACGCUGGCGGAAAAACGAGGCUAGAGGCAGAGACAGGGAAACCUGGAAGCGGCGUGGAAAUGUGUAUUGAAACGCUUCUGCUACAUCCAUUAUAAGGGGAAGUAUUCUGCCAGGUACGUGAGGGAGGCAGAUGUAAGUGCAGAAGUUUUAGUUUAAUGAAAAGAGUGCAGUUAUAUACAAAGUGCAGAACUAUACAGAUAUAUACACAAACAAUCCAAAAAUGGCAGGCUAGAUCAGAAACGUAAAAACAGGCAUAACGGUCAGGCGAGGUGCAAACGGGAAAUCAGAGGCAAAUCAUGAACAGGAACAAGAAACAGGAACUCAAGAACACGGGUAGAAAGGUUUGGUAAUGCGUACUUGUGUAUCGUAAUACUUCACGAUGUACAUAAAUGCAUCAGCCCAAUCCUUAAAUAGGAAAACACAUAGUUCCGUAAUUGAGCUCAGGUGCGCCUUGUUCACGGUGCACACGCUGGAGUCCACUCGGCGCACAUGCAACCCGAGGUGCGCCUUCAGGUGCACGCGCCACAGUGCGCAGGACUGACCGCUUCAUAGUGUUGCAGAGUCAGGGUCCUUCCAAAACAGGUUGAUUUAUGCAGACAUAAUGUGACACUUUGAGUGCACACAGGUGGAUCUUAAUCAAUUAAUUAUGUUAAUUAUGAAGUUAAUUGGUUGGACCAGCUCUUAUUUAGGGGUUUCAUACCAAAGGGGGUGAAUACCUAUGCACACUCCAGAUUUCUGUUUUUUUUCUUAAUUAUUAUUUUUGUGUCACAAUAAAAAAAUAAUGCACCUUUAAAAUGGGAGGCAUGUUGUGUAAAUCAAAUGGUCUUAACCCUGCCAAAAUAUCAUUUUAAUUCCAGCUUGUAAUGCAAUAAAACAGGACAAACACCAAGGGGAAUUAAUACUUUUUGCAAGACUGUGUGUGUGUGUGUGUGUAUAUAUAUAUAUAUAUAUAUAUAUAUAUAUAUAUAUAUAUAUAUAUAUAUAUCCCUCCAUGAUUGAUAGAAAGGGUUAGAAAAUAUCCAACCUUUAAUUGAAAUUGAUUUAUUCAGAAAAAAAACAUCCCUCAUCAAGAAAUAAUUUUCAAAAAAAGCAUGUGCCACUAUUAUUGGCACCCCUGGAAAUUAUAAUGAACAAAAUGUAAGUAACUGGAGCAUAUUUUCCAUUUAAACUGUACAUUUUUAUUUGAUUUUCUUUUUAUUUUAGCUCAUUGCAGAUCUUUUUAUUUUACAUUGUUUUGAAUUUCACGCUUCAUACAAGUAUUUAGCCGUAGUUAACUUUUUAGUAAGGAGUGUUGCUGUCUCCUUGCGAGGGGUAAUUACAGUAAAGAUUCCUGUAUCUACACAUGACAUUAUAGCUGCCUCGAAGUGGAUUAAAGUCACAUUUUAGUCUCACCUGCCUUUUUCUUGUGGUUUGAAUAACUCCUUGCUCUCAUGUGCUUUUUUUGUUUGGGGCUUUUUUUUUUUUUUUUGCAUUUAUGUAGUGCUACAGGCAGAUUUAUGUAAAACACACUCUCUGUGCCAUCAAAAUAAAGGCAUUGGCUGA
Neoarius graeffei (lesser salmon catfish) is the source of this 9676-nucleotide messenger RNA. RefSeq names its product diaphanous-related formin 2 (gene diaph2). The transcript is spliced from 29 exons. Gene Ontology annotation, molecular function: actin binding; small GTPase binding; microtubule binding. The record is from RefSeq and is a predicted model, not a curated record. Bases 330 to 3605 code for a protein of 1091 amino acids. Gene Ontology annotation, cellular component: actin filament; cytoplasm. Lineage: Eukaryota; Metazoa; Chordata; Actinopteri; Siluriformes; Ariidae. Gene Ontology annotation, biological process: actin cytoskeleton organization; actin filament polymerization.